AUGAACAGGCUCAUGGAGGAGAUGCGAGCGGCGGGAAUGACCCCAGGCCAGGGAACGGGCCCAUCUUUCGUCAACCAGGGGUUCUCAUUCAACGACGGCAUGGGACCGACCCCGGGCGCUGGGGUACCGGGCACGGGCAUGGGCCGACCCCCUUCCGCGGGACCCGGCGCGUGGGCCGAGACGCCCGUCAUGGGGGGACCGGGGCCGAUGGGCGCCGGUCCCGGCCCGGGGAUGAUGCACAUGCCCCAAACCGGAAGCGUCGGGCCCAUGGGCGGCGCGCCGAGGAUGUCAAGCGGUCCGCCCCCGUCCGCGUUCCCCCGCCCCCCGUCGUUCAGCACGCCCGGGCCGCCGCACGCCGCCGGGGUCGGGUUCACGCCGGGUCCCUCCUCUGCGCCGACGAUGACGCAUCAACAAUCCGGCGGCGCACCCGUGACACACCCGUCGUCGCACCACCCCACUCCCGGCGCGUCCAACCCGAGCUACGACGUCGUGCACCUCAGCGCGAGGAACGCCAGGCUGGAGGAGAAGCUGUCCAAGGCGCUCGCCAAGAACCGUUCGAUGGCCAAGUACUACGACCAGCUCCUCGCAAAGACGCGCGACGCGCAGGAACGAGAGAUCGAGGACCUGAAGGGGGACCUCAUGCGCGCGCAGGCGGCCGCCGCGGCGUCGGCGGGCGCGAGAGAUUCGCUCCAACAGAUGGCUGCGGAGAGGGACGCUUUGUCGUCAGAGGUGGCGUCGCUUCGUCAACAACUCGCGAGCUUGAAGGGCUUGAAGGGAGGCGCGGACGCCGACGAGGUCAAGAGGGAUCUCGACGACGCCAGGUCGAAGCUGGCGCGUGCGGACGGGGAGGUGGCGUCGCUGCGGGCGCAGCUCGCGACGGCGCAGGCAAGUUUGUCGUCCGUCGGACAUGUCGCUGGACCGCGUGGGUCGAGCACGGUGUCGGAAUCCGCGUCCGGAUCGAUCCGUCCAGAGUCGGCCAAUCCCGGAGCCGCGAGCACGACGCUCGCGCAGAUGCAGCGGAUGCUCGACGCCGCGCGGGAGGAGCGCAACCACGAGCGCAGGCAGGCGGCUGCGAGGGACGCGGAGAUGGCGAGGCAGCUCAACGACAUAAAGGAACAGGCGCUCGAUCGCAUUCGCGAGUCGUCGUCGGCGGCGAAGGAGGUUGCCGCGCUGAAGGAGAGGGUCCACGCCGCGGAGCACGAACGGGACAGGCUACGGGACCGAAUGGAGGAGAUGGAAGGGGACGUGAGCGACCACAGGGAGCUCCGCCGUCGGAUGCAGCUGGCGGAGGAACGGGCGAGCGGGCUUCAGAAGAAGGCUGACAGGUGCGAGCUCGCCGAGGCCAAGCUGAGAGCCGCCGAGGCCAACGCGCAGAACCUGCAGGAAGAACGCUCGCAAGCGCACAAGCGGCUGCAGGAGAUGACGGAAAAGCUGCUGCACGUCACCAACGAGAAGGACGUGCUCGUGCGACACUCCGCGCACCAGGUGCACGUCGAGGCUGAGCUCGCCAACGCCAAGCGGGAGCUCGAGCAGGCGCGAAGGUCGGGUUUGGCCGUUCGAGCCGAGCGCAAGGAACACGCGGUGGAGUGGAACGAAGCCGCCGAGAACAUGGGCCGGGUGCUCCGCCACCACAUAUACUCGCACACCCGAUGGGAGAAGGACGCCGGGGGCGAAGUCGCCGGCGCCGCGGAGGCGCACGCCCACGGUCAGAGAUCCGCGGUUCGACUCGUCGCCGCGGCGGAGGCGGAGGCGGCUUCGCUCGCCGGAGAAGCCGUGGACGUUGUUCGAACCACGCGACAGCUGUUACGCGAACACGCCGCCGAGUGCGCGGCGGUUAUCGAAGAGAUUGAACGGGUCCACGCGCAGCGCGCGGACGAGCGCAUCGACGCGGCGCUGUCCAUGCUGAGGGAGGCGGAGGUACGCGCGGAAAAGGCGGAAUCGGACGCGGAGCGAUCGCACGCGGCGUCGAGGCGAGCGAGGGCGGCGGCGGAGCGAGCGGGGGUUUUGCCCUCGGCGCUCGCCGAUCCGCACGAGCGACGCGGUGGGGGUUCGACGAACGACGACGACGGCGUUCGUGGCGUUACCCCUUCGGACGUUCAUCAUCCGGAUGAUGCCGAUCCGGAUGCCGAUCCGGGCGUGAGCUUUGGAAGGGGUUUGGUUCGGAAGGAGGAUUUCGACGACGCCGCCGAGCGAGCCACGCGGAAACUUCGGCGGUGCCAGUUUCAGAUGCUCGGCCUCGCCAUGUGGCGCGUCGCCACGUCGCAGGAGAAGACGGAGGGUCACGAGAUGCUCCACGCGCAGCUCGUGUUGGCCAGGAGGAAGGCGGCGGUUGCGUCGGCGCGUGCGGAGAAUUGGGAGAGAAUAGCGUACAACAAGGGGUCGACUCUUCGGUGGUCGCUCCUGUCCGCGGCGCUGCUGCGUAAGGCGGAGAAGGCCAGGCGGGGAACGAUGGACGACGUGGAGUUUGCGCUGACGCAGAAGACGCUGCAGCUGCAGGUUGCGGUGACGGAGAGGGACGUCGCGAACGAGGCGGCCGCUCGGGCGGAGCGGGAGCUCGCGCACUCGAGGGCGGUGCUGGAGGGCUUGCGAAGGGAACACGACGGGGCGCUGCGGCAGCUGCAGAAGGAGCACGGCCUGCGGGUGGAGAUCUCGGACAUGGUCAAGCGCGACGGGUCGUUGAACCCGGGGGGCGUGGACGUGGACCUGCCCGUGUCGGAGCUUCAGAAGGUUUUGGAGCAACUGGCGGAUGCGGCGGACAGAGCCGGCGAGCUGGCCAAGAUCGCGUCACGGUGGAACGGCCGCGACGACGACGACGACGUUCCGGGGGCUUCGGACGAGGACCACGACGACGAGGGCUCGGACAAGGAGAACGACGGACGACUUACGGGGUCCGCCACAAACGUCCGCGCCUUGAAGAGUCACUUACCGUCGUUGACUCCGGGAGCGGCGCGGCGCGAGCUUGAUCGCGAUUUGGAGGCGUGCCACGACGCGCUCAUGAUCAUGCGCGACGAGGACGACGCGGACGCCCGCGCCGAACGCGUCGCGACGCAGUCCAUGGGCGCGGUGCCGCACGAGCCGAGAGGAUCCUUCGAAAAGUCGACGCGGGCGGUCAAGAGGCACGCGCUCGAGGUCAAGGCGGAGCUCCUCGCCGCGCUGGUGGACGGCGCGGAGAACGCGAGGGCGCGCGAGCGGCUGCAAAGUCAGUGCGACGCCCUGGAGCGAAGGCUGGCGGACACCGGCGAGCACCUCGCCAGCGUUCGGGGCGCCGCCGUCUCCCGUGCGUUCAAGGGGGCCGCCAUCCGGGCGAGGGAGGCGCAGGUGUCCCACGCGAGGGAGCGGGAGCUGAGAGCCGCGGCGGCCAAGUCCAGGUGGGGCGCCGCGGGAGCCAAGGUGGGCGGGGAGGUGGCCGCAUCCGCCGCGCGUCGCGCGCGUCUCGCCGGGGCGAUGGACGCGGAGCGAACGCGGGCGGCGGCGGCGGCGGCCAACGACGCGGAUGAUUCGACGCUCGCUCGUAACGGUCGUAACGGUCGUAACGGUCGCGCGGUUACGAUCGUCGCGGAAUCCGAGUCGGACGACGACGAAGAUUUUGGCGGGUACAAGCCGCCCCCCGCGCACGCAGCCGCCGCAUCCAAGUUCGACGACCCAAACGACUUUAAGAUCGGCCCCGACGGGUCCAUCGUCGCGCGGGGCGGCGGCGGCGGGAAGGCGGCGGCCGCGGCCGGGGGCGGUUCCUUCUCGGCGGUGAUUCGCGCUCGGAAGGCGGCGGCUCGGGCGGGGGCGUCGUCGCAGAAACGAGCCGAGUCCGCGUGGAGCGGGGGUUUGCGAUCGUCACCGGCGCGCGGCGGCGGCGGCGGCGGCGGCGCUCCUCCCACGUGGGAUUCCACCCCGAUGUCCCCGAAGCCCGAGCCCAAGAGGACGGCGGUGAGUCGCACGGGGCUGAGGGCGGCGAAGAAAAACGACCUUGCGAGCAGGGCGUACGGGUCGACCAAGUCCCGCGGGCGAUGA
Molecule: messenger RNA, 4005 nt
Organism: Micromonas commoda
Lineage: Eukaryota; Viridiplantae; Chlorophyta; Mamiellophyceae; Mamiellales; Mamiellaceae
Exons: 2
Coding region: 1-4005 (1334 amino acids)
Source: RefSeq, a predicted model, not a curated record